AUGCAGAAGGUACUCCGGCGGACCGUCCUAGCAGAGAAGCAAGCUGCUCGACGGCUGUCAAAAAAAAGAGACAAGAAGCGUUUUGAAGCAGCAAAGGGCAAUCGGGAGCAGAACGCUUUCGUCCGCAGAGAUGUAGCGAAGGAGAUCAAGCAGAGGAGGUUUGAGAGAAGAGAGGAUUGGGAAUUGGGCCCAUUGGCUCCGAGGAGAGAUGUGGGGGUUAAGAAAGAUACAUUUGGGACGGUUAGCACGCAGCGGAUGAGAGGACCUACGCUGACCACAACCGAGCGGAGGGAUGCGUUGAAGGAUGUGGGAGGACGAUAUCUGACACUUGUGAAAGGAGAUAGAGUCGUGUUGUUAGAAGGGAGAGACAAGGGGAAGAUUGGCAAGAUCACUUCAACAGACCGUAUCCGGGCGGAGUGUACGGUUGAAGGAUUGAACAUGAUGGACAUAGAAGUCCCCCAAUACAUGAUCAGUGCCGAAGACCCAGACAAGCGCCCCGUCCGCACCGUCCCCCAACCCGUUCCCCUCAACAAAGUACGUCUCGUCUUCCCCCUCACCGACCAAGAAACGGGCAUCACCCGCGACGUGAUCGUCAAGAAGCUCGUCAACGGCCCCAUGUGGUUUGACCGACAAACCGGCAAGCAAAAAUGGUCUCGCAUCAUUCCCGGCCUGGGUAUCAAAGUUCCCUGGCCGAAAGUCGAGGCCAAGGAACAUAAGGAUUUUGCGGUCGAUACGCUGCGGAUGGAUGUGGAGACGAAGACUUUUGUGCCGACCUUGUUAAGGCCACCGAUGCCGAGUAGCGUGAUUGAUGAACUGCGGAACAAAUACUCGGUUUUCAGGACGAGACAUGAUCCUGAGUAUAUUGCAGAGAAGAUGAAGGAAGACCAGGAGAAGGAGGCGAAGAAGAAGCUCUCGGAGGAAAUGCGGACACCGCUAAAAGAGAUUAAUAGGAAAUUAAGGAAGAUGAGGAAACAGAAGGGGAAGGGCGAGUUGACGGCGGAUAUGUUGGUCAAGCUAGGGCAAAUUAUUGCCAAUAAGCGGGAGCUAGCUUUGAGCGCAGCAGGCAUGUCGAAAGUUGGAAAGGUACCAGAGACGAUAGUGGCGUGA
This is a messenger RNA of Hyaloscypha bicolor E, 1107 nucleotides long. RefSeq lists its product as uncharacterized. NCBI's taxonomy places the organism in Eukaryota, Fungi, Ascomycota, Leotiomycetes, Helotiales, Hyaloscyphaceae. Gene Ontology annotation, biological process: translation. Bases 1 to 1107 code for a protein of 368 amino acids. Gene Ontology annotation, cellular component: mitochondrion; ribosome. The record is from RefSeq and is a predicted model, not a curated record. The transcript is spliced from 2 exons. Gene Ontology annotation, molecular function: RNA binding; structural constituent of ribosome.